Messenger RNA from Olea europaea var. sylvestris, 634 nucleotides. RefSeq lists its product as uncharacterized. The record is from RefSeq and is a predicted model, not a curated record. The transcript is spliced from 4 exons. Bases 1 to 444 code for a protein of 147 amino acids. Gene Ontology annotation, cellular component: BORC complex. Gene Ontology annotation, biological process: lysosome localization. NCBI's taxonomy places the organism in Eukaryota, Viridiplantae, Streptophyta, Magnoliopsida, Lamiales, Oleaceae.
AUGAGGAAGGAUACACAUGACGAGAGGAAGGCAUCAUCGUACGAGAAGAAGGAAGUGGGAACGUUGAGGCGAGAGGGACUGAGUGAUCUUCAGCGACAAGAUAUUUCUAGAAGUUUCCAAACCCUAGUUGAUUCCCUGGAUUUGGAUUCUGUCAAGCAAUCCCAACACCACAUAUUGGGAAGGCUGCAGGAUAGUAAUGCAGUUUUAUCCCUCUUUAAUAAUAAUUUAGCGAAUUGCUUUAUAAAAGUUUCUGCGGAUUUCUCCAGGAAUACCUGUGUACUGCAAUCAAUGAAAUCGGACCUUGACUACAUCUUUCUGAAGCUGAGGUAUGCAACUAUGAAAAACAUUAAGGCAAAGAUCUUAUCGACCUAUCCAGAUGCUUUUCCAGAUUAUUCUACCGUAGAAGCACUCGAUCGAAGACCAGACCUUGAACUGCCUCAGUGACUCCGGCGCUGCACAUAUCUCAGAUUUUUUUAAUUAUUUUUUUCCUUUUAUUCGAUUAAUCUCUAUCAAUGGAGAUAGGGCUUUGUGAACUUCUGAACUAUUUUCCUUGUGCUUCAGUAGUUUAUAAGAAUGUGAUCGCGUAAACUGAGAUAUUUUUCUAGUUAUUCAUAUUUGAUUCUACUGGUUUUCA